Messenger RNA from Desarmillaria tabescens, 715 nucleotides. RefSeq names its product replication factor A protein 3. Gene Ontology annotation, cellular component: nucleus; site of double-strand break; DNA replication factor A complex. The transcript has 4 exons. Lineage: Eukaryota; Fungi; Basidiomycota; Agaricomycetes; Agaricales; Physalacriaceae. The coding region runs from base 18 to 356 and encodes 112 amino acids. The record is from RefSeq and is a predicted model, not a curated record. Gene Ontology annotation, biological process: base-excision repair; DNA replication; double-strand break repair via homologous recombination. Gene Ontology annotation, molecular function: single-stranded DNA binding; damaged DNA binding.
CUUCUCUUUCACCUACCAUGUCCACCAAUACUGACAUUUCUCCUCGCGUCAACUCUGCGCAUAUGCAGCGCUUCAUUGGCAAGACCGUCAGGCUGCCAUGCAAAAUAAAAACUUAUUCGUCCGAUGGAGGGAGCGCGACGGUGACGACGAGUGAUGACGGAGAGGUUGUUGUUCAACUGAUACGGGACACGAAGUUUACCUCUACAUACGCCGAGUUCAUUGGUACGGUGGUGGACGCUGGUACGCUUAAGAUGAUGGCUGUAGUGGGUAUGGGCGAGGAUCUUGAUCUGUCCCUUGUCAACAAGGUCGUUGAAGUCAUCCACGACAAAAGGUUUUUCGAAAGGAUCUUUUCAUAGUCUUCAGCACCUCGAUCGACCCUUACUAUCUUGUAUCAAUAUGGCUUCAUCUGUAAUGUUUAUAAUUUAUUAUCCAGCUACAACGAAGGUCCGCUGGUGCUCCCAUUCUCUAGUGAAAAAGACGACGUCGUAGGAUACCGAAUACAUUCAAUAUCCACUUGACAAGAUCGACCCAGGGUUUUAUCUAUAGGGUGAGAGGUCUAAGGUAUCCUUGCACCCUCCCCACUUUCGAUACCAGCGGCGCAUAUCCUUUGACAAGGCGGACGGCCACCACUGUUAGUUCACAUUGAUGUCGGUCCUGGACUUUUGCGGCUGACCCCAACAAAUCUAAUUACCUUCUGUUAACUCUUGAGCUUAGG